Molecule: messenger RNA, 3701 nt
Organism: Rotaria sp. Silwood2
Lineage: Eukaryota; Metazoa; Rotifera; Eurotatoria; Philodinida; Philodinidae
Source: the annotation of a GenBank genome assembly
AACGAAGUUAAACUUAAUUUUGAACAUCGAAAUAACUAAGAAAAUAUUUUAUUUUCAAUCAUCAAUGUAGAUCUGUAGAAAUGAUUUAUUUUUAAAACGAAUAUUCAAUUAUAAAGAUAUUAUUUGUUAUUAAGAAUAGUUUUCCUUAGUAUCAUAAAAGAGAAAAAUUUUCUCUUUUAUUUCAAGAAUAUAUUUACAAAGGUUAUUUAACAGAAUCUCGAAAGAAAAAGUUCUGUUUGAACACAAAAUAUUAUUGUGUAUGUUUUAUAGAUAAAGUUAGAAUGAAUAAAAGUGUCAUACUUUGGUCUUAACUCGUUGAUGAACAUUCAUAUAUGAUAUAUCGUUGGAAUAAUUUAUGUUAUUCAUUGAAGCAUUUAGUGUUAAAUUAAUUAAAUGAAUUGAUCCAUUCUAUGAUCCAAUAAAUAAGAUUUUUUUUAUCUCAUUUAUUGAUUAAGAGAAUAUCAAAAUCAAGUACGAGUUUUUCUAAUUGUCAUCAUUUCAAAUUCUUUUAUUUUUUUAUCAUUAGUUAAUAGGGUACGGGUGUGGAUGUGGGUGUGGGUCUGUAUGGAUGGAUGGACGACUGAUACUCACACACACCCUAACUUUGACACUAUAUGUUUCGCUACAUACAAAAUCAAAUUUGAAAAUACAACUGCUUAUUGGAAAGUUGAAAAUCGUACAUUGGUGUGGUGAGCGGAUGUGGAUGUUUUCUUCUUUACAGUCACAUUCACGCUCAUUAUGUCUUUUAGCAACUGGUAUAUUACCUCCACGAAAAAACUUGUUUGUAAAUCGAAAUGUACGACUACAUAAAUUUAACCAACGUUUUAAACGACAAUCAUUAAUAUUUAAUAAAUAUCUUGAAAAGUUUCUAGAAUUAAUCGAAAUAAAAAAAAGUAUUUUUGAUUUUCUUUUCUACAUUCAUACUUUCCUUUAAUAAUUUUUUAUUCAUGUAUAUAAAUCUGCUCUAUAAUAAAGUUUUUUUUCGGCAAAUUUAUCUACUAGUAAUUAGGCACUAUUUCUAAUUAAGAUGACGAAACACCUCAUCACAUGAUAUAAGCUAUUCUUCGUUGAUUAAGCAGAAUUUAUUUUUUCGACGAAACGAGAACUAAUCACAUAGAGAGAGAGUGGUUGUACAUGAUCGAAAUAAUUGUAACGUUGAUAAUUCAAUCGAGAUAGGGAUGGUGGAUGUCAUUUCAUCGCAAUGAAAAGGUCAAGAGGGAAGAGCAAAAAUAAAUGUGAUAAGUGAACAGUUCGUAUGUUAAAAAAAAAACAAAAACAAAGAAAUCAUCCUUACCAACAAAUGAAUCUUGGAUGAGACUCNUUAAAAAGGUUAUUUAACAGAAUCUCGAAAGAAAAAGUUCUGUUUGAACACAAAAUAUUAUUGUGUAUGUUUUAUAGAUAAAGUUAGAAUGAAUAAAAGUGUCAUACUUUGGUCUUAACUCGUUAUGUUAAAAAAAAAACAAAAACAAAGAAAUCAUCCUUACCAACAAAUGAAUCUUGGAUGAGACUCAUUCAGAAGAAAUGACCGCAUUUACAAAAGAAUCCUACUUUUCUAAUUUUUGAUUUAUUCUUUAAUAGCAAUACAAUUCUCGAUCUAAACCAUCAAUGAAUUCUUUUCAUUUAAUCCUCAUUUAAUCAUGUGCUAUAAUUGGCAUUAAUAACCAGAGCUGUACAUCUAAUCUGCCAGGCUAGAGCAAAUGAUCUAUUACAUGAGUUUCGCUAGGAUUUAUUUACCUUUGUUCUAUUUUAAGAUUGACUAAAGUUUAGUGUAGCGACGUGUAUCGUCUCCAUUAUAAUCUUUUUUUCCUAUAUUGAUCUAAUAGCUAUUUUCUUUUUUUUCCUGAUCGUCAUGCUUAAAGUUGUUAUUUUUUUCGAUAAAUGUAUAUGCGAUGUAUAUAUGAAUAACAGAAAUUAGAACAUGCUGUGUUUAAAUGAAUUGUCCAAUAUCAUAUAAACAUUUCGUUUUUCUAGGUUCAUCAUAUUUUCGAAUGAAUUCAAGCAAUAACUGGCGGUCUUUCUUGAUAAACCUAAGUAACAAGCAUUCGUUUGUUUUAGAUUCUGACGCAGCCAUGGUGAUGAAUAAAAAGACAUUAGAAUCGUUAUCCAACGAAUUAUUUCUUGAUUUAUUCGAAUUAAUUGAUGCAAUUAAUCUUUUUCAUGCUUUUUAUGGUCUAAAUACUCGUUUUAAUUCGUUAUUAUUAAUUUAUUUUCAAAAUUAUCGUGUUGAUUUUCGCUCAAUAUUCAAAAAAGAUUUUGAUGCAUUCUACCAAAUGUACCUUUCAUCGAUAAUCAAUAGUAUAAUUUAUCUUCGACUAUCCGAUGAUGAGGAUACACUAUAUCAACGUGUUCAUUUUCAAUCCACUGAUCUUACGAUAGAUCGAUUUAAUAAUCUUUGUUCAUUAACAUUCAAUAGUUUUAGUUCGGAUCAGAAAAUUAAUCAACAUUUUUUUCGAACCUACAUUGUUUUCAUCAUUUAACACAAUUGAAAUUUGUCGAUUGUUUCACAUUGUCAUAAACGAUUUUCAAGAUGUGAUUGAUCAAAUUUGGAAUCUAUCGAAAUUGACUCAUUUAUAUUGGGAUAUCCGUUUUAAAGCUGAAAAAUAUUUUUCUAUACCUACUUGCAUAUGAACAUCGUUGCAAUACUUAACUAUUCACCAGAAUACAUGGUAUUCAUAUGAACUUUCCUAUUUAUUAGAAAAAGUACCUUAUUUACGAAAAUUUUCUACAUCGUUGGAUACUUAUGAAAAAUAUGAUUUUCCUCUUGUUCAUAUAUUUAAACCAUCACCUCAAACUUAUCAAUUACAAAACUUGUUCUCUCAUCAAUACGUUCACAACGUCUAAUUAUUAAUUUAUUUCAAUUAUUACCUAAUGUCAUCUAUUUAAAAGCUGAAAUAUUAUUUAUUAACUUAGAUGGACAUCGUUUGGAACAAAUUAUUAUUAAUUAUUUACCUCAACUUAAAGUUUUACAAUUUAAGAUAGAUUUGAAUCUUGGUCGUUCAAUUGAUGAUCAAACAAAUAAAGAAAAAGUUGAUCAAUAUGUUGCUACAUAUCGUACACAGUUUUAGAUAGAACAUCAUCAAUGGUUUAUUCGAUGUCAUUGGAAAAUAUGGAUAGAUGAUCUUUCGAUUUGUGUUUAUUCAUUACCGUACGUAUUUGAUGAUUUUCUUCCUUUUCUCAACAAUUUAAAUUAUCAUACAAAAUCAAUUUAUCCAUCUGAAAUGUGUUUUUCCUAUGAUUUUGUUCAUAAGAUCGAACAUGAACAAUCGCUGUUCAACGAAGAUCCGUUAUCCAAUAUUAAACUCAACAAUAUUGAAGUAUUAGGUCUUAAAUUUCCAAUUGAUCAUCGAUUUUUUUCACUUAUUCCCAUUGUUGAAAAUUUAUUUUCGCUUAAUGUAGUUAUUCCAACAGAAAACUAUCAUUUGCAAAUGCAAGCAUUACUUGAUCGUGCACCUCAUCUGUUCUCACUAGGAUUUGAAUCUUGGAACACUUCGGCAAUACCACCAUAUCAAUAUAACAGUUCAUCAGUACGUCGACUUGAUUUAGAAGGUCGUGAUCGAUCUAGUUAUGGUCAUUGUUUUGAUAGUAAAGAAUGUGUGGCAUUAAUUCGAUCACUGUUGGACAAGCAAUGUCGAAUACUAGUCAUUGAAGUGGAAGAACCCGUGUGUAUUUUGGCAUUAGUUCAUUAUAUGAUUAAUCUUUGA